CAGUUCUAUCUAAACAAGACUCUUUGAAGGAUCAAUAGACAAAUUAUUAAAUCAUACAAAUAAUGGAUGCCUUAUAUGAUAAUCUUUUCCUUAUAAUCCCAAAUCCAAAAUUUUACUGAUGUAUAAAUAAACUAACAGAAUCACAACUUCCCAUGAUAAUUAUUUUUUUUUAAUUUCAUUAUACAAACAACUCAUUAAUCAUGAAACUUAUAGUUUUUAUUAUUGUAUUAUUUCUUAUGUUCUUCAAAACUUUUGCUUUUGUAUCUUAUGGCCAAUGUAUCGAUCAUGGAAGUUGGUUAAAAGAUUUUGAAUUCCCUCAAGAAGGUGUGGCCGAAAUAAAAUUAAUGCAACCAUAUGCUAUACUAGAUGAUCCUAAUCUUAACCCAUGUUGUUUGCAACAGGGCGUAAUGAUUAUUGAAAAAUAUGAGAUUCAUAAAGAUGAUGGCUCAACAGAUCCAACUUUUGCUUUUACGGAUGGUCGUACAUGGGUAAAUGGGUACAAUGGGGAUAAUAUCUUACAAAAUGAUGAUUGUGAUAGGGGUGGCUUUAAAUGUGAUCAACUUUAUGAAGGUGAUUUUGAAUAUACGCGACGUGACAAUUUUGAUGGCUCAAAAUUAACUCUGGGAGAGAAUCUUAUAGUGAAAAUUAUUACAUAUGCUCAUUGUUUUUAUGGCACUGAAACAAAUUGCUAUGGUUCUUGCAAGAUUUCAUUCCAAUCGAGAUAUUCGGUAAAAGACAAUAAUUUAACUUUAUCAAAUUAG
Rhizophagus irregularis DAOM 181602=DAOM 197198 is the source of this 761-nucleotide messenger RNA. RefSeq lists its product as uncharacterized. NCBI's taxonomy places the organism in Eukaryota, Fungi, Glomeromycota, Glomeromycetes, Glomerales, Glomeraceae. The record is from RefSeq and is a predicted model, not a curated record.